AAAGAGAGUGGACAUUGGGGUGCUCAUCCACCUGGGUCUUCCAGAAGCAACUGUCUAAGCCAAGUACUUAAGGGUGAGGAGAGAAGAGCACACCAAAAACUCUCCCUUGAAAAUUGCUCCGUGAGAAGACACUGUCCCCCAGCGGGACUUGCCUGGCACUUGUCUCAUCGGAUCUGUCUCAAAACAUCAAGAGGGAGGGGUUUCCCCCAUUGACCUGCUCUUGCAACUUCCAAGGAGCCAUAUUUGCUGUUUUGCUUUUUCCAGCCUCGCCCACUCUUUCCCGGAAGCCUGAACUCCUAGGCUGGACUUUUGAGUUAGGAGUCCUUGGGUCUCUAAUCAUUCUUGGGGUUCUGGGCUGAAGCCCUAGGAAAGUGCUCCCCUUCUAGAUCUUCCCACCUUCUCCUUAACAGACUCAACAUUUGAAACCACCCCUCACUGCCUUUUCUAUGCCAAGAAUUCCCCGCCCUUCCGCAGCGCUUCUGGAAGCUAUCCAGAGAGAGAGAGAACUGAAUCCAGUCACUCCGGAGUGAGCGAGGAGAAGGCGGAGGGUUGGGUCUUGCUGGGCAUUCCAUAACGUGGCACCUUCUUCAGGAGGCUAAACUUGUGGCAAAUACACACUUCUUUGAAGAAGGAGGUGAAUUACUACAUAGAAGGCCAUUGAACUGGACCAAACUAGAGCCUCGCAUAUAAAUUGGAUAUAAGUCCUAGAAAUGCAAGCCCCCACAGCUCCUACUGCACCUACAGAUGAUAUGGAGAAACCACCCCAUCCAGGACCAGAAGACCCUCCUUCCUACCCUUCUCACUAUCAACCAGGACCUCCUGGACCAGUUGGUUAUCCUACCACAGGCUAUCCUGUCUUUGGCCCUGGCCCUGCAGGCUAUGCAGCUCCAUAUCAGCCUGGUGGCAUGCCCAUGUAUUAUCCAAGUGGUGGCCAGCCCAUUAUGUAUCAGCCUGGCUUUAAUAUGAACCUAAAUCCACCUCCUCAGAUAUCAUGGAUGCCAGGACCACCUCCACUCCCAAAUUGCCCACCUGGUCUGGAGUACCUAUCUCAGCUAGACAAAGUUAUGGUUCAUCAGCAGGUUAACAUUCUGGAAAUGAUGACACACUUUGAAACUAAUAACAGAUAUGAAGUAAAAAACAGCACGGGUCAGAUGAUAUACAUGGUGAUUGAAGACACUGAUGACGUUACCAGGAAUGCGUAUCAUUCAUUGCGUCCCUUUGUGCUUCGGGUCACUGACUGCAUGGGUCGAGAAAUCAUGAGAAUGCAGAGGCCUUUUAGGUGUACCUGUUGCUGUUUUUGUUGCUCUUGUGCCAUGCAAGAGCUUGAGGUUCAGUCUCCUCCUGGUGUAUCUCUUGGCUAUAUAAGACAACAUUGGGGAUGCUGCAAGGCAAAUUUCAGCAUUGAAAAUGAGAAGAAAGAACAUGUGAUGAAUAUGAAUGGUCCAUGUUCACCUUGUGCCUGUGGCUCAGAUGUUGUUUACCGGGUUAAAUCAUUAGAUGGAACUGAUAUUGGAAGUAUUAGUAGACAGUGGCCUGGCUGUUUACAAGAAUCAGUUGCAGAAGUAGACAACUUUGAGAUCAGUUUUCCAUUAGACCUCAGCAUAACAAUGAAAGCUAUGAUUUUUGCAGCUUGCUUCCUCAUUGAUUUCAUGUUUUUUGAAUAUACUCCAAGGAAUGACCGCCAUCGCCAUUGAAGACAUUAGUAAGAAAAACGGAAUGUCAGAGUUGGAAGUGGCACUAGUGGUCAUCUAGUGAAAUAUAUUCAUGAGCAGAAUCAAAUUAUAUACCAUCGCUUGGAAAUAGCUGUCCAGACUCCAGGUGAAGACCUGCAUUAAUAAGGGACAUUGUACCACCAGGAACAGCCUAUUCUGUUUUGGCACAGCUCUAAUUGUUAAGAAGUUUUAUUGAUAUUUUUCCUCAUAUGGGGUAAAUGUUGAAUAUAUUCUCUAUAAUUUCCACUCAAUACUCAUAGUAUUAUUCUCUAAUAGGAAGUAAAACAAAUCUAAUCUUUCUUCCAAAUGAACUAAAGAAAUACCUAAAAUUCUUCAAAUGCCUUUAGAAAAUGAUCACAUCUCUCUUCCCUCUUUGAACUCCUCCCCAAAUGGUCUAGUAUUUCCCCAUGUUUCUAUUAUACUAUCACCAUCAUUAUCCUUCACAUGUACAGUUGGGAAGUAGUCUCCUCUGUCAUCCUUGUAACGUACUUGAUACAUUUGGUAAUAGUUUGUCAAAUGAUGAUAAUCUCCGACUUUUCUGUGACUUAUCAGUUGUAGCACACUCUUCUUGGAUCUGUCUAAAUAACUAUUUAGGGGAAAAGGAGGCUUUGUAUUUCUAAGUGAUAACAGUGAAAUUAUCCUUCUCUUCUGCCUCCUUCCCCACCAUAUAGUUUUAUUUUGGCUUUUCCUGAAAGUUAUUUCUAUGCUUACCAUAACAUAUAAAUCUAGCAUCUUUUGAACAUCAUAUUUUUAUGGAUCUAUGAUUGUCAUUACACUAUCCAUUAAUACAGAUAUUAGCCCUUUCCUGUGUCUUUAUAAGCAUCAUAUUAGAUGGCCUCCUCCAGCUCUAGAUCUAUGAUCCAAUAACUCACCCAUCAAUCCUCUCUAGUGAUUCCAUUAAUAUGCUGGGUGCUUUCCAUAUCUCAUAACCAUGAAGUGGUGUAUGUGACAGUGCUCUCUUUCUCUGUAACAGUCUACCUCCUUUCCUAGUUAUACAUCUUUCUGAUGAUAUAAUUUGCCAUUUAUUUUAUGAAUUUGUUUGCUGUAUCCUAGUCACAUAAACCAUAUAGUCAAAUAUAAUUCUUCAGGGACUAUGGUAUUAUUCUAUGAUUCAAAGUUGGGCAACAUACAUGUGGGCCUUUACUUUAGGGGAAAGUUCAGGAUUUUUAAAAGCAUUAUACAUAUAGUCAAAGGCACUUUAGCUCACACUCUUCCUCUUUUUUAAAAUUCUGGGUCAAGUUUAUUGGCCAUCCACUGAAAUUAUCCAAUUCUUUGAACAAUGAUCAAUUGUAUAGCUUGGCCACCUAAACUCAGCCCAUUGGUUAGACAGAAGAUCUUUAUCUAUCCCUUUCUUUUUACCUAGCCAAUAAUUUUUUGUAACAUAUGUGAUCUUCCUUCUUGUCUAAAAAGCCUUUGAAAGUCCUCUGUUUUCUAUAGCCUUCAGUUAAUUGUAUGAAUAUGAAUUGUAUGAAUAUGGUCUGCUAUAGGAUUAAGAAUUGUGGCUAGAGGGUUCAAAUCUGACCUCAGAUUCUUCCUAGCUUUGUAACCUUGGGCAAGUCACUUAACUCCCAUUGCCUAGCCCUUACCACUCUUCUGUCUUGGAACCAAUACUUAGUAUUGAUUCUAAGAUGGAAGGCAAGGUUUUAAAAAAACAUAUUUUAAUGCAAGUUGUUUAAGUAAAGUGAGAUUUGACUCAAUUGUUUGACUUAACAGCUUAUAUUUUUAUCAUUCAUUCUAAUAUUGAUUUUAUUUGUCUUGAAUUGAUUUUCUUUUUGUACUCAGUUUAAAAAUGAUCCUCAUAAUUGGUAAGUUAGCUCUGACAUUUUACUUUUAUGGUAUUAUAUGGUGCUAACCAUGUGUGAUAUCUCCUACUUUUGCUUUUGAAGAAAAUAUUCAUGAUAUAUAGAGAUACUCUGAUGUAUUCAGUGGAGGAAGUGCUGUAUGUAGAAUACAGCAAGCCUGAGUUAAACACAAGACAAAAUGGGGAAGAGUGUGGGUCUUAGACUUGCUAACUCAGGUUUAAAACCCUACCUUUGAAACUUCCUAACUGCACUACCAUGACCUAGUCAUUUAAACUUUCUGAAGCUUAAGAAACUCUUUUUGACUUAUCUCCUAUGUUACGAGUGCAAUUCUGUCUGCAUCAGUUCCACCAAUGAAAGCAAAUAUCUUGGAUAUAUUAUUGCCUUUGGAUUCAAGAUGAAAACCACUUCACUGCUUUCAUUUGCUUCUCCAAAGAAGACCAGAUUUCCAUUAAGCUGCCACCAUCUUUAAUUUUCUCGUUUCCCUUUUAGGCAGAAUGUCAAGAUUGAUAGAGCUUAAUUUCUCCUGUAAAAUGUUUAUUCAUUGGUCACUAGAAAGGCUCUUGCAGCUAGGGUAACAUCAGCUAAGAUCAUGUUAAUAGCUGUUUUAAAAACUUUAUGAUUUUGACCAUCUUUUGACCCCUUUUUUAUCUUUCUUUCAUGAAUAAUGAAAAAUCAGAAGGAUAUCAUAUACAGUUGCUCUUGAUUUUUCAAUCUCUUGGAACAGCUUCUUUUCCCUAAAACUUAGGAAAUGUGGUUCGGGAGAACCAUCUACUUUCAGUCAUCUUCAUGUGGAAUAUUCAUCUUAUUUUCAUUGAUUGCAAGCCUCUGAUGCAUUGGGCAGCCUAGCUGGAUUUUAGCUUUAGUAACAGGAAGAAGGAAUGUAGAAGGGAUGGCAGUUAGACUACAUGGAAUCAGAGUUAUUUAUAAAUGUGUCCUUGAAUAUGCCCUAUAUGGCUUUCUGCUCAGUUGUUCCUCUAGGGUAAAAUAGGUUGCAAAGAGUUCAUACCAGGAUGCCGAGAUAGACAUAACCUACUUAAAAAUGAAAGGAAUGCCAUUGUAGAAACUAAAUGGAAUUUGGUCAGUAGAAGUUGAGAAAUGAUCAAGAUGGUAUGGCUUAUGGAGAUGGGUAAAUACCAAGAGGUGAUAGUGUGCCAGGUGUUAGAACUAACCUCAAAAUAUUCACAUAAUUUUAUAUGAAACAGAGGGUAUUACUAUUAGCUAUUACUAAAUAUAUAAAUGAGAAUAAAUUGGUAAAAUCCCAGCAAGAUAAGAUUAAAUCCCGACCCAACCAGGCCCACCCUUCCAGGAGUGAACAGCUUUGUAGACUGGGAAAAUGCCAUUCUACUUUUUUUAUAGAAAAAAAUUGCUAAUUAUUAAAUUUGAACCAAUAUCAAUAUGAAACAAAUUAAAAUUGGAGUCUAACCUUAAAAAAGAGAGGAGGAUGAAGCCAGAUGAUUGCUAAAGUCCCUUCUAACUCUAAACUACACCCCCCCCCAAAAAAAAACCAACAACAAAUUGGACCACAGAAAGAGGGAAAUGUUCCAAUAUCAGUUAGGUAUCAAGUGGCAGUGCUAAAAUUUGAACCCAAAACCUAUAAUGCUGAGUUCAUUGGGCUUUACUUUGCUCAACAAUAUAACCCUUCCUUUAAAAAAGGAAAAUAAAAAUGUAUAUGUUUUCAAAAAUAAUUUCUGCUUAAUGCAAAAUAAUAAACAAAUUUUAUAGUGUUUUUAAAGAGUUGUUUCUGGGAGCAACUAAGUGACUCAAUGGAUUGAGAACCAGGGCUAGAGAUGGGAGGUCCUGGGUUCAAAUUUGAUCACAGAUAUUUCCUAAUUGUAUGCCCCUGGACAAAUCACUUAACCCCCAUUGCCUAGCCCUUAUCACUCUUCUGCCCUGGAAACAAUGCAUAGUACUGAUUUUAAGAUAGAAGGUAAGGAUUAUUUUUAAAAUGUAUUUCUUUUAUUUUCAUUUCUUUUAUUUUAUCUCCAAUAUUAAUGUCUAAAUACUUCUUCCCCCUUCUCCUCCCCAGUGAGUCACCCCUUGAGUUCAUAAUUAACCCCGAAAGAGCUGUCCAGCAAAAUUAAUCAACAUAUCAACCACAUCUAAUAGUACAUGCAAACUAUAUUUCAUUCUUAUUUUUUUAUUUACACUUUCAACAUAUAUUUUUUAAUUCAGCGAAUUGCAAUGUAAUGCUACAUUACUGAGCUUUGGGAAAUUUGGAUGCCAUUAUGCUUUUAAUAAUGAUAUGUUAAAUGAAAAAUUAAUUUCAUAGGAAUAAUAUUAAUUAAAAAUUCAGAUUUUAUUGUUUAAAUUGCUUGGUAGCAACUAGUGCCUUAUAUUAUGAAUGCCUUGUGCUCUUCUCUAGAAAAUGUAAAAUUUCUGUGUAAUAUUUAUGUGUGAUAUGUGUACAAUAAUUAUCUAUAUGCAAUUUUAUUGUGAAAUUCUUUGACUUACCAUUGCUUACAAAAGUACUUACGUGUGUGAUGCUAGUUGAUAUUCUACUUAUCAUGUAUGCAUUUCUCAUUGGAAACUAGAAAUGUAGAAUUUUUCAUUUGGAAUAAACAAGCUGCAUUUCAUUCUCUCAAA
Messenger RNA from Monodelphis domestica (gray short-tailed opossum), 6097 nucleotides. Its product is annotated as phospholipid scramblase 4-like. Gene Ontology annotation, molecular function: phospholipid scramblase activity. Gene Ontology annotation, biological process: plasma membrane phospholipid scrambling. The record is from RefSeq and is a predicted model, not a curated record. Gene Ontology annotation, cellular component: plasma membrane. NCBI's taxonomy places the organism in Eukaryota, Metazoa, Chordata, Mammalia, Didelphimorphia, Didelphidae.